Aureobasidium uvarum is the source of this 279-nucleotide messenger RNA. The record is from the annotation of a GenBank genome assembly. NCBI's taxonomy places the organism in Eukaryota, Fungi, Ascomycota, Dothideomycetes, Dothideales, Saccotheciaceae.
GUUGGCGAGACUCUACAGAUUGUGCUUGCCUCGACACUGAAUCUCGACGGCACCAAAGAGGAUGUAAGCAAGGGAUGGAGGGAAAAGGGUUCCGAGGAAAAUUCGCUGGCGGAUAUGUUUGAUUACGUUUGUUGGGGCAAGGUGUAUAGGUUUGAGGAGGGUGAGGGAGAGAAUAUUAAGGUCUAUGUCUCCUUUGGCGGACUGCUGCUUUACCUCGAGGGCCCUUACAAGAAGCUCACUCCUCUGCGCAUCGACUACAUCUACCUCUUGAUCAAGAAA